Messenger RNA from Carassius auratus (goldfish), 2966 nucleotides. It is a transcript of the gene st6galnac1.1, whose product is annotated as ST6 (alpha-N-acetyl-neuraminyl-2,3-beta-galactosyl-1,3)-N-acetylgalactosaminide alpha-2,6-sialyltransferase 1, tandem duplicate 1. The record is from RefSeq and is a predicted model, not a curated record. The transcript is spliced from 12 exons. Gene Ontology annotation, molecular function: alpha-N-acetylgalactosaminide alpha-2,6-sialyltransferase activity. Gene Ontology annotation, biological process: oligosaccharide biosynthetic process. NCBI's taxonomy places the organism in Eukaryota, Metazoa, Chordata, Actinopteri, Cypriniformes, Cyprinidae. Bases 1562 to 2785 code for a protein of 407 amino acids.
AAAAAAAAAAAAUCAAUGUAUAUUUCUGCAUGGACUUGUCAAGUGUAGUGAUUUAAAAAAAAGAGAUAAAUUCUUCGCAGUUACACGUUGUAAAAAUAUGCAUUUAUCAAAAUACGCGCCUCAGCAGAUAAGAAAACGCCUACGUCAGCGUUAGUUAAUAAUAAACGCAGUUAAUCGGAGCGAACUAAGAAAGUUAUUUCAUAGAUAUGAUGGAUGGAACCUCAGAUUUAUUUUGGCCGGCGAUGCUGUUUACGCUUCUUGCAAUUAUGGUAGCUGCAGUUUUUAUGGGAAGAAAUAAAGCUCCUGCGCCGUCAAAGUGCUCCCAUCAAACGAGCGCUGCUGCUGUGGAGGAGAGAGCUGGUCCAGACCUCGGAGUUUCCUCACAGUAUCACCGGAACCAUCAGAAGGACACCAGUCAACAGGACAUUCAGCUGCAAUCUAAUGCAAAGAGCCUCGAAGCCAAAGAUGAAACUAUAAAACAUGGAAAGGAUUCAAACUCAGAUAAUGUGGAAAAAGCUAGCGAGUCAGAUUCUCCAGUUCACUCCUCCAUUGGACGGGAGGAGGAUUCCUCAAAGUCUGGGAUAAGGAAUGCCCUGAAGGAUUAUGCUCAAUCACCUGAUGCCGAGAAGAAACCCUUGAGGUACAUGGCUGGCAUGCUGAGGACCUGCCAGCUUGAAAAGAUGAUGACCAAAGAAGAUCUGGAGGAAGAGCAGAGGGUUCAGCGAGAGCAGUUAGCUGCCAUCUUCCAGCUGCUCAAAGAGAAACAAGACACAUUUGGUGAGGUGACAGAGAGCGAUUUACAAGAACAGCUUAAACUCUAUUCUGUUUAACAAAUCAGCAAAUAAAACUGUACUGACAAACACUAGAUUCUAGAUUCAAAUUCUAGAUUCAAAUACCAUUUUAAAGGAGCUUUCAAGUUGAAAUCAGUGACUUCAAUUAACCUAUUCCCUGAAAUAUUUGAUUGUGUGAAAAAGGGUUUGUUUAUGAGUUAUAUGUAUAUUAUAUGCAUUUAUUGGUCAUUAUUAUACAUAAUAUAAGUAAUGAGGAAUCACAAAAUCUAGAAAUGUUCAGUAGAAAACGAGUCUUCUUUUUAUUUAUGAUUUAGCUUCAAUUAAUGGUUAUGGUGCAUGUCAGUUCAAACCAAAUCCAUGUUAAAUAAAGUAUGAUCUAAACUGAAAUAAAAUACUAAAUACUAAAUCAGCGAGUAUUACUCACUCUAGCUGUCAGCUGUCUAUCUUACAUAGUGACAUUGGGAUUCUUUAAGUUACUAGUAUGACAAAUGGACAAAUUAUGCUUUUUGCUUUAUUUUAUAUUUUUUAUUAUUUACCAGUAUUGUUUUGUUUAAACACAGCUUAUAGAUCUGUGCUGGCUAAAGGCCAAUAAUAUUAUUCAUAGCGAUGGGCGGACUGUAAUGCAGAUGUAAAUACCUGGUUGAUGAUGUAAUGAAUUUGAAUAGGUAGGUAGAUUAUAAAACACUGUUACAAACAGUAACAUCUUUCACACAGUUCACAGUUCUGCAUUUGGCCAGACUGAUCAUAUGAGUGGAAGUUGGUCUUGAAACAUGCAGAAAAAAUUGACUGCUAUUAGUCUUAUUCUGACUUGCUGUGUGCUGCUCUAUCUAGUGCUUUGGAUGAAUCUCUCUGAACAGUUUCACAGCAAAAUUGUCAUCAUUUCUGCAUUGAUUUUAUCACCACUUGGAACUACAAGUAAGUACGAAACAGAAAAACCCAUUUACCCCACUGAGCGAGAAGUCAACAUAACACCUAUUCCAGUUCUCUAUAAGAACAAUUUUACAAAACUUCCAGUGUGGGAUUUCGAAGAUGUUUAUUUGCGAAGCAAUGAAGCAAGGAGACCUACCUGUCCAGAAUCCCUUCAAAACAAAGAGGAUCCCAAGUUCAAGGAGGCAACACUUCCUGACAUUCAGCUGUGGCUGUACAAAGGACUACUCAACAUAACAGAAUGGAAUCGAUUAGCACACUUCAACAAUCCCUUCGGCUUCAUGGAAUACAAGUACAAUGAAGUAAAAGGAGCUGUGGAUUUGAUACCAAAGCCUAAGUUUCCAAUAUUACUGCCUGUGCCUGAAAGUUCAAAGGAUGGCUGUAUCCGCUGUGCUGUUGUGGCCUCUGGGGGGAUUCUCAAUAACUCAAAGAUGGGCAAAGAGAUAGACUCCCAUGAUUACGUUUUUCGAGUAAAUGGGGCUGUUAUUCAAGGUUACGAGGAGGAUGUUGGAAAUAGAACAUCAGUCUAUGUACAUACAGCUUUUUCCUUAUAUAGUUCCAUACUGACAUUAAAACAGUACGGGUUUCACAAUAUUCCACAAGAUGAGGAUAUUAAAUAUGUAAUGAUCCCUGAAGGCCUGAGGGACUUUGAGUGGAUCCAAGGCCUUUUGCAGGGAAAAGAAGCAAAUGGGUCAUUCAAGGGUGUGAGGCCACUGAAAUUUUUCAAUGGGAAUUUUAACGAGAGCAGAUUCUAUGUUCUUCACCCUGAUUUUCUUCGAUACAUUCGCAACAGAUUCAUGCCAUCCAAACAAAUGCAGGGCAAAUACUGGGCAAUGUACAGACCGACCAAUGGAGCGUUUGCUUUAUUCUUGGCUAUUCACACAUGUGACAUUGUGGAUGCCUAUGGAUUUAUCACAGAAGACCACCAUAAGUACUCCAACUAUUAUUAUGAAAAGUUAAAAAGAACCAGUGUAAUUUUCUUUAUUAACCAUGACUAUGGCCUGGAGAUAAAGACUUGGAAGAAACUGCAUGACUCUGGAAUCAUUAGACUCUUCCAAAGGCACUGAUACAUCAAAAGCAGAAGGAGGCUGUCUGUCAUCUCGGCAGGCAUUACUUCAAAAGAUAUUACCAAGUUAUGAUUCUGAAAGAAGCUGUGUCUCGGUUACAUGCAGGAAAGAUGAACAAAAUCUUUCUUAUAAAGCUAGGGACUGAAGCUAAAUGAAACAUCUGUAAUAUGCUGCAAGAGAA